This is a messenger RNA of Sclerotinia trifoliorum, 2714 nucleotides long. The record is from the annotation of a GenBank genome assembly. Lineage: Eukaryota; Fungi; Ascomycota; Leotiomycetes; Helotiales; Sclerotiniaceae.
AUGUUCAUUCAUUCACUAAUAAAGUAUCCUAGAUCCGUUGAAUCUGGAUUCAUUGAAUGCCUAUUUCCACUUUUUUACGUACUUUCUUCUUCUUCUCUAGUUACUCCAGUGCCAGUAACCUUGGUAUUGCUCGACUAUGUUCUUUUUUUAUAUGGAAUACUCAUACAGUAUAUACUCUACCGUCCGUUUCGAAAUGCGAAUAGCCUUCAACUUCCACUCCUUGUGAACCAAAAUACCAACAACCUAUUAGUACUUGUCCCUGAUCAUCGCCAUUCUUGGAUUCCGUAUACUUCACCCAGCUAUGAUAUGAAGGCAGUUGGGCUACUGUGAUGCAAACCACAAGCUUAGGGAUCCCAUUACUGUAACAAGCAUUAACUCGGUUCGCUGUUGAUACUUGAAACUAAGCACCAACUCUUGGCUAUUUUGUGCCUGCCUCAAAGAAAUAUUGAAUAUUAAAUAUUAAUUCAAGAUGACAAGUGUUUUCACCACGAAGAGACCCCAUAAAAAGUCAAGGGCAGGGUGUCAAACCUGCAAGGCAAAAAAGAUCAAGGUAUAUCCAGUCAUUGCCCAUUUGUGGUUUAUGCUCACUGACCAUCAAUGAAAGUGUGAUGAAGCAAAACCAAAAUGCUCUUUUUGUGACCUAAGAAAGCUUUCUUGUCAGUAUAUACAACCGGCUACCAAGGAUGCCGGGACUUCGAGUUCUACGAAUCCCAAGCAAAAUACAUAUUGGGAGAAACCUGGUACUUCUGAUGAGCCUGUUCAGUCACUCCAAGUGUCCUGGGACUUUAGAAAUUCGCCAUUCCCUCCAAUAACUGCAGCUACUGGGGUCCUUUCCAUGAUGGAUGUACGUAUGAUGCAUCAUUAUUCUGCAUUUACAGGACCAAUUGUGGCUCUCGGACCUGAAGCUUGCCAUGUAAUGCAAUUUGCCGUCCCAUCUCUAGCCUUUGAAAAUGGGUUUCUAAUGAAUGGCAUGUUGGGACUGGCGUCUCUUCAUAACCAACAUCUACUCCCACAAAGCGAGGAACAUAAACGACAAACAGCUCUUUACCGUGCAAAGGCAAUUCGCGAUUAUCGCGCCGCAAUAAUGACCGUUACAAAAGACUCGAAGAAUUACGAGGCAGUUCUUGUAAUGGCAUUACUACUUGUAGUGCUCGCAUCAGGAGACCGGAAUGAUAAUGAUGAACUCACGGUAGUAAACUGGAUGGGUUUAUAUAGGGGAUUGCGUCUUAUCGUUUCGAUGAAAACCCCUGAUGGAGGUGUAAACACCACACCUGCUGUCGGUCCAUUGUUCGUCCGAAAUAUAAAUGAUUUGCUCGCUACUCCCAUGGUCCCUACUGUUUUAGUAGACAUGCUCUACAUGGAUCCCAGCGAUCAGGACUUCGGAGACUUGGAGGUAUAUUGCCAAACUUUGGAUACUCUAGGAAACCUUUAUGCAAGUCUCCGUCAGGAUGAACUUAGCGAACCUUUGUCCAUCCGUAUCAUCUCGUGGCCAUCUUUUACACCCCAGGCCUUCACGGAUUUAGUAAAGAACAAACGGCCGAGAGCACUUAUUAUUUGCGCUUACUACAUGUCGUUUAUCAAGCUCGUCUCUGGACUUUGGUGGCUUGAAGGUCUAGCAGAUCGUGAUCUCUUCGCCAUCAUUGAAAUGCUGGGUCAAGAUUGGAAUCAAGUACUAGAUGUUCCAAUGGAAAUCCUGCACACCAAAGAGAAACAAAAGAUAGUUGAAAUACUACUUCGGUAAUAUCCUCCCCAACAUACAUUGAAGAAACUCUACGUCGUGGAUGAUGAGAUGUUCGAGGCUUAAAUUAGACAAACUAGAGCAACACAUGUUCAAUGCCUCAUUGGAUGGUUAUUUAACCAUGUUUCAUGUUGGUUUCGCCUCUGAGAUUCAAUCUAUGCCAUGGAGGAAUUGACACAUGUCCAAGCAGAGAGUAAACUUGGAGAAGACAAAAGUUCCGUCACACCAUGAAGUCAAUUCUUGUAUGACCAUUGAACGGCAUAUGACUUAUCUGCAGUCUCCGAACGAUUUUGCCCUUAGCAGCACGCUAUAAUAAUCUCGAUCAGGACGACAUCUACAGGAUGUAUAAUUAAAAGCAUGUGAAAGUCGUCAAUGAUCCUGGCUAAAGGAUCAAAAAAUUGACAGUCUAUUGAAACGUUUUUCGCAGUCAAAUAACCAUCAUUCAGAACGUCGGCUCACGAGAAAUACUGCGUAUCACCACACAUAGCAAAAAUAAGACAUGAAAGCGACACAAUUGCUGCGCCCUCUUCAGAUCAGGUUUCAGUGUCCAGGGUAUCCCGAAAGAAUUAAUACAUAUUUUGCAAAGACUUCUCUCGGAAGCGACUUUCUCCUGUCAGACUCGCCUCAAAAGCUGGCCACCAUAACCCUUUUCCGUUUGAGAUUGGGGCGGGGCCAGAAUAGAAUCUUAUGCAGGGGUUCAUCCGUUACAGGGCUUACAUCAAUUAUUUUGACUUAAUAGUUCGGAUGAAAGGUAGCCGAGCUUAUCAGAUGAUUUUCCGUCAGCCCUAGGGGUCUGGGGUGUUUUGUAUGUUGUUUUAUCGAGGUGUACGGACGUACAGGACAAAUAUAGGAUGAAUUCGGUUGGUUAUAAGGAGCUUAAACUUUAGGUGGUGCAUUUGCGACCGAUAUGAGUCGCUGUAUCGGUUUCGGAUUGUAAUUGAAUGCGAGGGGGUCAAUUUGAGUAUGUCAUGAUCGU